Messenger RNA from Drosophila hydei, 1042 nucleotides. It is a transcript of the gene ClpP, whose product is annotated as ATP-dependent Clp protease proteolytic subunit. Gene Ontology annotation, cellular component: endopeptidase Clp complex. The transcript has 3 exons. NCBI's taxonomy places the organism in Eukaryota, Metazoa, Arthropoda, Insecta, Diptera, Drosophilidae. Gene Ontology annotation, biological process: protein quality control for misfolded or incompletely synthesized proteins. Gene Ontology annotation, molecular function: ATP-dependent peptidase activity; ATPase binding; serine-type endopeptidase activity. Bases 192 to 956 code for a protein of 254 amino acids. The record is from RefSeq and is a predicted model, not a curated record.
UUUUUCCUUUCUUGCUUACGAAAUAUCUUUUAACUCAGCAGACUGUGUUAGAAAUUAUUGUUUAAGCUAUGAUUUUUACUGCCUAGGGAGCGACACAUCUCAGCCUCAAGAAAACAGCUGUUUUGCGGAAUAUUUUGCGAUUCAGUUUGAUAAAAAAAAAAAAAAAACAAAUAACACCAACGAGGGGAAUUAUGUUGAGGAACGCCGGCAGCAGAUUAUUUCGUGGAUUGCACGGAAAAUGUAACACAUCGGCGCAGCAUGUGAGGGGCAUAAAUUUGAUACCCAUGGUGGUCGAACAAACUGGCAGAGGGGAACGUGCAUAUGAUAUAUUCUCUCGUCUAUUAAAGGAGCGCAUCAUUUGUCUAAUGGGCAACAUUACAGAUGAUAUCAGCUCGACGGUCGUUGCUCAGCUGCUAUUUCUUCAGUCGGAGAAUGUCAACAAGCCCAUACAUUUGUAUAUAAAUUCACCUGGUGGCGUGGUUACGGCUGGCCUAGCAAUCUAUGAUACGAUGCAAUAUGUGAAGCCACCAAUAGCGACGUGGUGUGUGGGACAGGCAUGUUCAAUGGGUUCAUUACUACUGGCAGCUGGCGCACCCGGCAUGCGUUACUCUUUGCCGAAUGCGCGCAUCAUGAUACAUCAGCCGUCCGGAGGGGCUCAGGGUCAAGCCACCGACAUACUUAUACAUGCGGAGGAGAUUAUUAAGAUAAAGCGUCAACUAACAAAUAUCUAUGUAAAGCAUGCUAAAAAUUGUUAUGAUGAGAUGUGUUCGCGUAUGGAGCGUGACCAUUUCAUGACCCCGGAAGAGGCCAAGACCCUAGGCAUAAUUGAUCAUGUGCUUGAGCAUCCACCAGAAACUGUGUCAGAAAGUGGACCAACAUCUGAUGGUGGACCGGCAACUGGCAAACUAAUCUCUGACGCAGCUACAGAGAAGAAAAGAUCCAAGCAGUCAGGCUAACUUAUUGACUUUUUAAUUUCCAAAGAAGAGUUUAAAAUUGUAAUUCGUUGGAUAGGUCACACAUAAAAAAUUCUUAAAAUAUUCAG